Funneliformis caledonium is the source of this 138-nucleotide messenger RNA. The record is from the annotation of a GenBank genome assembly. Lineage: Eukaryota; Fungi; Glomeromycota; Glomeromycetes; Glomerales; Glomeraceae.
GAGAAACUUUUGAAUAAAGAAGUUAUUAAUGAUAUUAAAAUUUUAAAUUAUAUGACAGCUGAUAUGAAAAUAUUUGCAGCAGAUGAAAGAGAUGUAUUACAACAGUUGGAUAUUAAAUCAUUGCUUAAUUUGGAAUAA